UUCCUCAAACACAUCAGCGUCAUUUCCGGGGCGUGGUCUCUCGUGGACGGGGCGGAGAGGAGCCCUGUCGGGGAAAACGCGGCCUACUUUUAAAAGAUGGCGAAUCCUGAACAGAAUGCAGUGGAAGUUGGAGCUGAUUGUGAAGGAACAGGCGAGCCGGUCUCCAAGAAACCUCGGAGCAGUGUUCCUUACAAUAGCGGCUCUGAACAUGUUGUUCACAGAGAGCAUAGAGAAAGUAGAGAUGAGGCCGACGGGAGCCGUGCGGUGGAGAGUUCGGCACGUUCCCGAGAUACAGAGCCAGAGACGGAGACGGAGGACGCUCAGGCCACGGAGGGGAACAACAACAACAACAACAACAACAAUGAAGCCGUGAUCUCGGAGCUCAGCGAAAACUCCUGUAACGCAGAAAAGACUCUGAUACCCGGAGAUAAGAGCGAGGCAGCAGAGCUAAUGGAUGAUGUUCACCCCAAUGGAUUUUAUUCGCCUGAGUUAGGUGAUGACGAGGACUGCUCUUCUCAUGCCAGUUCUAGUGACUGGACUCCUCAGCCACGUAUUGGUUCGUACCAUUUUAUUCAGCAACAAAUAAUGCGAGAAACUGAUCCACGAACUAUUCUGAACGACCUGCUUCCAGAAACUGUCAUUCCACCGGAUCUUGACGACAUGACACUAUGGCAGAUUGUCAUCAACAUCUCUGAGCCUCCAAAGAGAAAGAAACGCAAAGAUGUUAACACGAUAGAUGAUGUCAUCAGACUGCUAAAUGAUUGCAAAAAGAUUCUUGUCCUGACUGGUGCUGGGGUUUCUGUUUCCUGUGGAAUACCUGAUUUUAGGUCAAGAGAUGGAAUUUAUGCUCGACUUGCUGUCGAUUUUCCAGAUCUUCCAGAUCCCCAGGCGAUGUUUGAUAUUGAGUAUUUCCAAAGGGAUCCAAGGCCAUUUUUUAAAUUUGCAAAGGAAAUCUACCCUGGACAGUUUGCACCAUCACUUUGCCACAGAUUUAUUGCUAUGCUGGACAAGAAAGAGAAAAUUCUCAGGAACUACACGCAGAACAUUGACACUCUUGAGCAGGUUGCAGGAAUCCAAAGGGUCAUACAGUGUCAUGGUUCCUUUGCGACUGCAUCCUGCCUUGUGUGUAAACACAAAGUUGAUUGUGAUGCUGUAAGGGAGGAUAUAUUCAGACAGGUUGUUCCCCAUUGUCCAAAGUGCCCGGAUAUCCCAUUCGCUAUUAUGAAACCAGACAUUGUCUUCUUUGGCGAGAACCUCCCUGAAGCUUUUCACAGGGCCAUGAAGCAGGACAAGGACGAGGUGGAUCUCCUCAUUGUUAUUGGAUCCUCUUUGAAAGUACGACCAGUGGCUCUUAUCCCAAGCUCUGUUCCUCAUGAAGUCCCUCAAAUUUUGAUCAACCGAGAGCCCCUGCUUCAUAUGAACUUUGACGUAGAGUUGCUAGGAGACUGUGAUGUCAUUGUCAACGAGUUGUGUCGUCGACUGGGUGGUGACUUUGAGGAGCUUUGCUACAAUUCUUCUCGACUAAGUGAGAUCACAGACAUACCUCCUCCUCUGCCGACUACUGAACCCGAACAGGCAUGUGCUAAAGUCCAAACAUCUGACGUUCAAAAUACUAGGCACUUUUUAACAGAACAAGACGAGUCAGUUGGAGAAACAUCGGAGACAAUAACAGUUCUAGACUCUUGUGCAAAUGCACAGUUCCCUGAUGAUGGGGGUUUGAACACAUCUUGCACAGACAAAGAAGCAAUAUUCUCUUUAGGGUCACAAGACGGACCAAGCUCACCAAAACCUUCAACAGAAGAAAAUGAUGGCUGUCCUUGCUGUGAGAGCUCAGAGGUCCAUCAGGACUGCCAGUUGAUGGUUGUUGGACAACAAAAAAGAACAGGGAUUAGAGAGCUGCUGGAUAAGCAAACUGAAGAGAAGCACACAAAUCAAAGAAAUUAUCUUGGCAAACAAUGCUGGUUGAAACUUUGUCGAAAUCCAAUUAGUAGUCGCCUUGGAACUUCCCAAUACUUAUUUCAGGUUCCAAAUCGUUACAUUUUCCAUGGGGCUGAAGUUUACUCCUGCUCAGAAGAUGAGACAUCAAGUUCUUCUGACUCUGAGGACUCUUGCUGCAGUGGUUUAGAUGAACAAGAAAGCGAUGCAGAGGAGGUAUGCACACCUGGAGCCUCUUUGAGACCUGGUGAAGGCGGUGUUGCAAAGACAGCGGAUGAAAAUAAAAGCAUUUCCAGCAUUCAUACAAACAAUAUAAUGGAAAAUCUUGACACAACGACAGACCUUUAAAAUAAGGACCUUCUGUUUUUCUUUAAGUUUUGUGUACAUGUAUUGUGUUACUUCAGUUUGAGACUGUAUAUUUUUGUACUCCUCUCCUCAGUCCCACCCUUUUUAUGGUUGCAGCGUGCACCAAAUCUAUUUGGACAUGGACGUCACAGUAGUGUUUUUUUUUUUUUAUUGUUUGUUUUGUUUCGAAUAUAAGGUUGUUUGUAACUAAUUGUGACUUUUAUAUUUAGGCAUUUCAGUAUUUUAUAUGUGCUUUAUUGUUUUGGUUGUAUAACUUUUGUGUCCAGUUCAGCCUUUGAUAAGUAUAUGUUUUGGAUAAAUUAACUUAAUCUCUGUUUA
Messenger RNA from Silurus meridionalis, 2619 nucleotides. RefSeq names its product sirtuin 1 (gene sirt1). The transcript has 9 exons. The record is from RefSeq and is a predicted model, not a curated record. Bases 97 to 2283 code for a protein of 728 amino acids. Gene Ontology annotation, molecular function: NAD+ binding. Lineage: Eukaryota; Metazoa; Chordata; Actinopteri; Siluriformes; Siluridae.